UUUUUAUAUAUGAAAUUUGGACGUCCCGUGGCUGCAUCAAAGGGCAGCAUAUUCCUCAACGACCUCCUCUUCCCUUUCCUCCUAAUCCAGACUCCGACCGCAUCUCGUCUUACAUAAUCCACCGCUCCUCCUCCUCCUUCGCCACCACCUUCCUCAUCUCCUUGUCACUCAUGGCGUCCGUCACCGCCGUCGCCACUAAGAAGACGCUGCUCGCCGAGGACGUUCCCUGGAGGGCCUCCCCCACCGGAAGAAAGCCCAUCCCUAAAAUCCACCUCAAUCCCGUCCUCCGCGUCCAACCCAAUUCCAAUUCUAACUACGCCCUCGCCGUCAUGAAGCAUCCGGAUCCCAUAGGCGGCGGGUUCGCCACGGAGGCCAGGCUGGAAGCUGCGGGGUCGGACUGCAUCGUCCCGGGGCUCGCUACUCCGGUGAAAUUACUUGGAUUGAAGGUCUGGCCUAUAGAUAUUGACUUUAAAUUUGUGGAACCUGUUGGAAGGGAACUUCAAGCUCUUGGAAAGUUUAUGGAUUCAGCACUUAACCUCAUGAAUGCAUCAUUUCAAGAUCGCUAGCCCAAGUGCCAUGGUGACUCCUUAUUGGAUCAAAACUUUUGUGAUCUAUGAUGACAUCUCCUUUGUGAUCUGUCUGCUUGUCACGCUGGGAUGUAAGAGCUUCAAAAGUUCAAGAGAUAUGUAAUGUUUGUGGUUAUUUGUAUAAUGCUGCGAGAACAUUCAAAAACUCGUUUCUUCAAUAAAACUCACAUAGUUGUCAUGA
This is a messenger RNA of Zingiber officinale, 768 nucleotides long. RefSeq lists its product as uncharacterized. Gene Ontology annotation, cellular component: chloroplast envelope. Bases 171 to 566 code for a protein of 131 amino acids. The record is from RefSeq and is a predicted model, not a curated record. Lineage: Eukaryota; Viridiplantae; Streptophyta; Magnoliopsida; Zingiberales; Zingiberaceae. The transcript has 4 exons.